UUCAGAGUAAAUAAAUCAAUUCCGCGAGAGAUAGGAGAAAAAACACACACACACAACACACACUAAUACAAACAAAGAAGGGUUUAAGACGAUCUAAAGUACAUCACACUGCAGAAAAAUGGCGAAUCCUCAGCAAGCCUCAAUUCGGCCAUGGUUUCUUGAGCUGGUUCCUCUGUUGGUCGUCUUUCUCAUUAUUGCCCACGUCCUCGCUCUGGUUUACUGGAUUUACCGAUUAGCAACUGAGAAGCAACCCCAAAGAACGAAGAGGCACUGAAAAAGAAGCGUUGCAGGAAAGAACACUAAUAGGUAGUGAUAGAUUUCGAAAUGCUGCUUCACUCGGUCAUUUUAACGAACACCUGGUGGGCGCCAACUCAAAGACCGGUGCUCUCCACUCUCGUCCGCUGUUUUUCUACUUUGUCCGAUUCUUUUGCUUCCGUUUCUUCACUUGAGGCCUCCUCGCGUAUAGACGAAACUUGCAACGAUCUUCUUCCGUGGCUGGAGCACAAAGCUGGGGUCGGAAUUUCUUCGACGCUUUCGAUUGGAAAAUCAUCUUACGGAAAGGCACUGUAUGCUGCUGAGAAUAUCCAGACAGGAGAUUGCUUGUUGAAGGUUCCUUACAGUGUUCAAUUAUCCCCGAAUAAUCUACCCGAAGAAAUAACUUGUUUGUUAGGAGAUGAAGUUGGUAAUGUUGCCAGAGUUGCUUUACUUAUUUUGAGAGAGAAAGAGAUGGGAAAGGAUUCCGAAUGGGCGCCUUAUAUCACCCGACUCCCUCGGCUUGGGGAAUUGAACAACACUAUUUUCUGGACCGACAAAGAACUGGCUAUGAUUCGACCAAGCGCUUUGUACAAAGAAACCCUCAGACAAAAGACCCAAAUCGAAAAAGACUUCUUUGCUGUGAAAUUGGCUUUCAGUCAAUUCCCUGAUAAAUUUCAAGAUUUUACACUUCAAGAAUUCGCACACGCGUAUGGAUUAGUUACAUCUCGCGCAUGGGAAAGCUCAAAGGGUGUGUCACUGAUUCCCUUUGCCGAUUUUUUCAACCACGAUGGCAAUUCAGAGUCGUAUGUAUUGAGUGACGAAACCCUAAAACAUACAGAGGUUAUAGCCGACCGUGACUUUGCUCUAGGCGAAGAGGUUCGAAUAAGAUACGGGAAAUUUUCCAAUGCUACACUCCUCUUAGACUUUGGUUUUACUGUUUCUUGCAACAGUUACGACCAGGUUCAUUUUGAGCUUAACAUACCCCAAAACGACAGGCUCUACAAACAGAAGCUCGAAAUUCUCGACAGGCAUUUCACUCGAAGCGUAAAAGAUGUCAAUGUAUUCAACUCUUCUUGGAAUUCUUUCACAAUCAAGGAAGUGCCAGGUGGUGGUAGAAGAAGAAGGAAGGGGGUCCCACAAUCACUCCGUGCGUUUGGCCGUAUUCUAACUUGCGAUUCUGAGCAAGAACUGAAUGACCUAGUUACGGAAGCUGCACAAAACGACGGGCGUCUGGCGAGGUUUCCUUUGAAGAAUAGGGAUAGUGAGAUCAAAGCGCAUCGGCUUUUGAUCUUUGAAAUAUCUCGGCUGAUCGAAGAAUAUAGUAAUUGUAUAAAAUUGCUGGUGCCGAGCUGUUCGAACCUAUGUGGCGAGAGUGUGCUGAGGUGGCGGCUAGCUCAAGAACUACUUACGGGCGAGGUGCGUGUUCUGGAAUCUGCUUGUGCAUGGCUGGAGAAUUACUGCUCAUCCUUAUGAAACACAGGUAAUUCAUUCGAUCGACAUCGUUUUCUGUAGUGAUAUAAUAUCUGUAUUAAAUAUUGAUUGCAUUUGCUAUAUGUUAACACUUCGUUCUGUUGUUAUUGAUUCUAUGGUUGUUUCAAAUUAUAUUUUAAGUAAUCCCCGCAUUACCUAUUUAGUAUUAUGGGCGAAUUACGGUC
Messenger RNA from Erythranthe guttata (spotted monkey flower), 1910 nucleotides. RefSeq lists its product as uncharacterized. Lineage: Eukaryota; Viridiplantae; Streptophyta; Magnoliopsida; Lamiales; Phrymaceae. The record is from RefSeq and is a predicted model, not a curated record.